This is a messenger RNA of Gossypium raimondii (Peruvian cotton), 2268 nucleotides long. Its product is annotated as ankyrin repeat-containing protein ITN1. The coding region runs from base 33 to 2033 and encodes 666 amino acids. The transcript is spliced from 6 exons. NCBI's taxonomy places the organism in Eukaryota, Viridiplantae, Streptophyta, Magnoliopsida, Malvales, Malvaceae. Gene Ontology annotation, molecular function: protein binding. The record is from RefSeq and is a predicted model, not a curated record.
UGGCGAAAGAACUAAUUAUCUCCGAAUCCGAUAUGAAAAUUUUCGAUGAAAUGGGAGAGGCUUAUGCCAAACUUCUGGCAAACGACACUCGUGGUUUGGAAGAGAUUUACCAGAGAAAUAACGAAGCCUUGUUCCACCAUAUCACGGUCAGUAGGGACACUGUGUUUCACGUUGCAGCUUACAAAGGUUGCCAAGAAAUGCUUCGAACCCUGCUUAAUUUGGUGAAGUCGCAAACAAAGAAGCGCGAGAUGUUGAAGAUGAAGAACAUUUAUGGGAACACCGUCUUCCAUGAACUGGUCACCACUGCCAACACCGAAGCAGCUGAUUUGUUAAUGAAGGAGGUGUUGUUAAGGGAGAGGGAAGAGAUACUGGCGGAUCGGAACAAGUUGGGGGAAACCCCAUUGUUCAGAGCUGCCGAAUAUGGCAAUAUGUCGAUGGUGAAGCAUUUGGCUACACAGAUUAUACGAAUGGGAGGAAAUCUUCACAGGCAUUAUACUAGAGAUGAUGGACUCUCCAUUCUUCAUGUUGCUGUGGUGGGCCAACACUUUGACAUUGCUAAUUGGCUAAUGGAAAAGGAACCACAACUCGCAACAUACAAAGACAACAGCGGGAAGACGAGUCUUCAUCUGUUGGCUAGCAUGGGGAAUGCAUUUAAGAGUAGUUCAAUUACCCUCGGAAUAUUCAAGGAGCUCGUCUACUAUUGCCUCCCAAAUGGAUCAUGUAAUGGGGAUGAGAGCAAUGAGCUUCCAUUAGACUCGCAAAAGAAAGAUUUGGAGCAGGAUGAGGCAAGUAAAGCUCGGAAUCAACCAGACCACUCCAAUGGUACUUCCAAGUUGUACUGCGGUGUUUGGAGGUGCCUUGCACAAGGAUGGAAAAUGAUCGAUCGGAUGUGGAAGCAAAAGAAAAUGCAUACAUCGGCUGUUAAACUGGCGAGUACUCUAGUGCGGACUGAUACAUCUUGGUUUGACUCUCAUGAAGCCGAAGAGGGCGAUACAAUUUGCUUGGAAAGAAAAGAAGAAGAAAAGGCCAAGGAUGAGAAGAGUGCUGCCAGCGGAAUGAAGAGCUCAUCGGGGCCGGAUACGCCGUUGAUAAUUGCGGCCAGCACGGGAAUCGUUGAGAUUGUGAAGGAGAUACUCGACAUGUACCCUCAAGCAGUGGAGCACAUCAGUAAAACCGGACAGAACAUACUUCAUGUCGCCAUUUUACAUCGUAAAUACAAAGUGUUUAAACUGGUUCACACUAAGGAAGAGGCCAAGAGGUUGGUACGAGGGAUCGACAACGAUGGAUGCACCAUAUUGCACCAUGCUGCCGACAUCAAAUAUUAUCAGGGCGGAACCAUACCUACCCCAGCCCUCGAACUGCAACAGGAGUUGAAAUGGUUUGAGGCUGUGAAAAAAAAAAUGCCGGUGCAUUUCACCAUGCACCGCAACAAAAAUAACAUGACAGCAGAUCAGCUGUUCAAGGGCAUGCACAAAGGUCAGCUUAAAUCGGCACAAGAAUGGGUGAAGAACACCUCACAGUCAUGCUCCACCGUCGCCGUGCUCGUGGCUACCGUCGUCUUCGCUGCAGCGUACACUGCCCCAGGAGGCUUCCAUCCGACAAAUGGACGCCCCAUCCUCCUGGAAAGACCUAUGUACUCAUUUUUCACGGUGAUGGACGUGGCGGGGCUGGCGAGCUCCUUGACGUCGGUGGUGAUAUUCCUCUCCAUCCUCACAUCUUCGCUGGAGUACCAAGAUUUUCUCAACACGGUGCAUCGGAAACUCUCGCUGGGCUUCAUAUUCCUCUUCUUCUCCGUGACAUCGACGAUGCUGACAUUCACGGCCACGAUUCUUCUGCUGGUUCAUCUGCAGAAAAAAUGGACUGCGACGUUAACAUAUGCGGCUGCGUUCCUUCCAAUUUGCGUAUUCGCAUUGUUUCAGUUCCCUCUGUAUUACCGGUUCUUCAUUGAGGCUGUGAAGGGCGUUCUUGGUUACCUUAGGAGGAAUCUGCCUGGCUACUGGGAGUUUCUUCGGAUUGAAGAGGAUUAUUAUUGAUUUAACCACACCAACAUCAACAUGGGAAACUCUGCUCUAUAUGCUGGGUUUGGUUUAAGCCCGUUUCACUAUUAUUGACUCUCUUUUUUUUUUUUUUUGUGUCUAUUUGAGCCUUUCUGAGAUUCAAUAAAACAUGUGUAAGUGCUAAAGAAACAUGUGUAAAUGUUUAUUUUUCAGUAACUCUCAAAAUUUCUUUUGAUUUCUUCCUUUUGUGGAUUUAUCCUUUUAAAUAUAA